CGAUCGGCAGUUCUCAACAAUACUGAGUGCUUCUUUACACGGGAAAAGCUGCACGUGAGUGACGAUGGGAGCGAUAGGUGUAGCUGUGAUCGGAGGAGGGAUCCGAGGGCUGGUUUCUGCCUACGUUCUGGCCGAAGCCGGCGUUCCAGUGGUGGUUUACGAGAAACAAGAACGGCUAGGCGGCCAUGCGAAGACUGUCAACUUUGAUGCCGUCGAGUUGGACCUUGGCUUGUUGUUCCUCAAUCCAGCAAGAUAUGCGACAUUGUUGGAGACGUUUGAUAGCCUUGGAGUUGAUGUGGAGACGUCUGAUGUUUCCUUCUCCAUUAGCCAUGACAAUGGCAAUGGCUACGAGUGGUGCAGCCAAUAUGGUUUCUCAAACUACUUUGCUCAGAAGAAGAAAUUGUUGAACCUUUUCAACAGGCAUAACCUCAGAGAGAUUAUCAAAUUCGGGAAUGAUGUCGAGAGUUAUCUCGGAUCUGUCGAGAACAACCCCGACAUCGAUCGUAAUGAGACCUUGGGACAGUUUAUUAAGUCCAAGGGGUACUCUGAAAAUUUUCAGAACACUUACCUGGCUCCCAUAUGUAGUUCAAUGUGGUCCAGCUCCAAGGAAGAUGUCAUGAACUUUUCGGCCUUCCCGGUUCUUUCGUUUUGCCGCACUCACCAUUUAUACCAGCAAUUUGGGCAGCCACAGUGGUUGACCAUCAAAGGGCACUCACAUUUUGUUAAAAGGAUCAGAGAUGUGCUGGAGACUAAAGGGUGUCAAUUUAAACUUGGUUAUGAAGUACAAUCUGUUCUGCCAGCUGAUAACGCAGGUACAACUGUGGUCUGUGGAGACGGUUCCGAAGUAACUUACGGUGGAUGCAUAAUGGCUGUUGAUGCUCCCACAGCCCUAAGAUUAUUAGGAAAACAAGCUACAUAUGAAGAAACCAGAGUAUUGGGUGCAUUCCAAUAUGCUUCCAGUGAUAUUUACCUUCAUCGGGACAGCGGUUUGAUGCCGCUAAACAAAUCAGCUUGGGGUGCACUGAAUUUUCUCAAUAGUAGAGAUAACAAAGCAUGCUUAACAUACUGGCUCAACGCACUGCAGAAAAUCGAGAAAGUGAGUGAGCCAUUCUUUGUGACCGUCAAUCCAGACCGCACCCCAGAGAGUACCUUACUUAAGUGGUCGACUGAUCAUGCCAUUCCCUCUGUUGCUGCAUCAAAAGCUUCACUUGAGCUCGGUCAGAUUCAAAGGAAGAGAGGAAUCUGGUUCUGUGGCUAUGGCUUCCAUGAGGAUGAAUUAAAGGCUGGCAUGGAUGCUGCACAUGAUUUCUUGGGAAAGAAGUCUUCUGUUCUGUACAGUCCGAAGCAUAUGGCACCAUCUUUCAUGGAAACAACGGCACGCCUCUUCGUUACUAAGUUCUUUCAACAAUAUAUAUCUGUCGGCUGCAUAACCUUUAUAGAGGAAGGAGGCAGGAUUUUCACUUUCAAAGGAAACAUGGAAAAAUGUCCUCUUAAAACGGUCCUGAAAGUGCACAAUCCUCAGUUUUACUGGAGGAUUAUGAAAGAAGCUGAUAUAGGCCUUGCAGAUGCAUAUAUCCAUGGAGAUUUCUCUUUCGUCGAUGAAAAUGAAGGUCUUCUGAAUCUUUUCCGGAUACUCGUUGCCAAUAAAGAGAACUCAGCUACGUCGAAUAAAAGAAGGAGUUGGUGGUCACCUGCAUUGUUAACAGCUAGUAUAUCAUCUGCAAAGUAUUUCGUGAAGCAUCUCAUGAGACAAAAUACCAUCACGCAGGCGCGUAGGAAUAUCGCUCGUCACUAUGAUCUGAGUAACGAGCUUUUCUCCCUAUACCUGGGCAAAAUGAUGCAAUAUUCUUCUGGAGUCUUUAGGACGGGAGAUGAGCAUUUGGACGUUGCGCAGAGACGAAAAAUCAGUUCCCUAAUCGAGAAAACAAGGAUCGAGAAAUGGCAUCAAGUUCUCGACAUCGGGUGCGGUUGGGGAAGCUUAGCUAUCGAAACAGUCAAAAGAACAGGAUGCAAAUACACUGGCAUCACUCUAUCAGAGCAGCAACUGAAAUAUGCUCAAGAAAAAGUAAAGGAAGCUGGACUUGAGGAUAACAUCAAGAUACUUCUCUGCGACUAUCGCCAGUUACCGAAGGAACAUCAAUUCGACAGAAUCAUAUCUGUAGAGAUGGUGGAACAUGUGGGUGAAGAAUAUAUCGAGGAGUUUUACCGAUGCUGUGACCAAUUAUUGAAAGAAGACGGGCUUUUUGUUCUUCAGUUCAUAUCAAUCCCAGAGGAGCUUUCCAAAGAAAUCCAGCAAACAGCAGGUUUCCUAAAGGAAUACAUCUUCCCUGGUGGAACCCUGCUUUCAUUGGAUCGGAAUUUGACGGCCAUGGCUAAUGCAACAAGAUUCAGUGUGGAGCAUGUCGAAAAUAUUGGAAUAAGUUAUUACCACACACUGAGAUGGUGGCGAAAACUCUUCCUGGAAAACACAAGCAAAGUUCUGGCACUCGGAUUCGACGAUAAGUUCAUGCGGACGUGGGAGUACUAUUUCGAUUACUGCGCUGCUGGUUUCAAGACCGGAACCCUUAUAGAUUACCAGGUCGUAUUUUCGAGGGCCGGCAAUUUUGGUACGCUCGGUGAUCCGUACAGAGGUUUCCCGUCGGCGUAUUCCUUCAACGAUGAUUGAACUCCUUGUCGAAUAUCGACCCGAAAAGCAGGAUAAAGCCGCGGCUGCAUCUGUUUAGAAUAACCCUCUCUACUGUAGUCCCUACUGUUGUUUAGUCGUAUGUAGCAAGAAUAAGCAAAGACAAAUGCAUCUUCAUGAUGUCUGUAUCUGGUAGACUAGUUGGAUAUUAUGUCCAGUGUUUUCAUGGAA
This is a messenger RNA of Hibiscus syriacus, 2854 nucleotides long. RefSeq lists its product as uncharacterized. The transcript is spliced from 25 exons. The record is from RefSeq and is a predicted model, not a curated record. Gene Ontology annotation, molecular function: oxidoreductase activity; methyltransferase activity. Bases 65 to 2665 code for a protein of 866 amino acids. NCBI's taxonomy places the organism in Eukaryota, Viridiplantae, Streptophyta, Magnoliopsida, Malvales, Malvaceae.